This is a messenger RNA of Exophiala spinifera, 1635 nucleotides long. RefSeq lists its product as uncharacterized. The coding region runs from base 1 to 1635 and encodes 544 amino acids. NCBI's taxonomy places the organism in Eukaryota, Fungi, Ascomycota, Eurotiomycetes, Chaetothyriales, Herpotrichiellaceae. The record is from RefSeq and is a predicted model, not a curated record. The transcript has 2 exons.
AUGGCCAACAGGACGACGGACACAGAAGCGUUCCCUGCGCUCGAGGAAGGGACGGAGGUGUCUUUCGACAGGUCUCGGGACGCCGCGACGCCAGAUAUUUCGCGGCGCAGAAGUUCCAUCACUUCGCGGUUGUCGGCGCAGACUCGCACACGCACGAGUUCUCUCCUCCAGUCUUUCAUUGAGAGCAACCCUCCGCUUGGAAUGUGGCAGGCCACGGGCGAAGUCGGUUCCAAGAUUCCCACGUUGCCGGAGAUCAGGAACGGAGCCUUCGAUGCUGAAGGGUGGAAUCACGAAGGGCAGAUGGAGCAUCGAGGGACCAAUCCUCACGACAUUCACAGACAGAGGCUGGCGAGGACCAGUUCUGCUAGCACCAGGACGAGGAAGAGUUCACGGUCCGUGGGUGCGCCUGCUGCGAUACUGGAGGAGAGACACGAGUACUUUCCCAAGAGAACCCCGACAUUUAUGCAGGAACCGCUCCAGGAAGAAGCCACAGCUACUCACACACUGGCCGAAGAAAUCCAACCCGCGCAGAGUCCUCGAGAGAAGCAACUAUCCGAGGCCCGAGAGAAAGACGCCUCGAUGGCCUCGUCGCAACAAGACGAAGCCCAGGUUGUCCCCAUCCAAGGUGGUCCUGACGAGACAGGCACCUACCCCAACGGUUAUCGAUUUCCGAAAAAGCAUACCUGGACUCAGUCUACUAUGAUCGGCCUGCGAGCACUCUGGAAAUUCUUCCUCACGCCUUUUGGGUUCCUCGUCGUGGUAUACGGCCUCAAUGUCAUUGGCUGGGGAGCCAUGAUCUUCUUCGUCCUCUUAAAUGCUGCACCUGCAAUGUGCCAUCCAAGCUGCAAUGCAGACGACAGCCCUCGCAAGAAGUGGAUCGAGAUUGACUCGCAGAUACUCAACGGCCUGUUCUGCGUCACCGCCUUUGGUCUAUUUCCCUGGCGAGCGCGGGACUUUUACUACAUCACGCGGUGGCGAGUUGGAGGAAAUCACAAAUACCAUCGCAAGCUUGCGGGCAUUUACAGAGGCUGGUAUCGUUUGCCAGGCUCGGAUCAGCUGCCAAUCGAUAUCGGCCCACCGCCAGUGUACAGCAAGAAAAAUCCGCCCACUCCCGAAUCACCUCCUCCGUAUUCGGAAGAAGACUUUGCCAGGUUGGAAGCAAACCCAGCAAUCCCGUUACCUGUAACAUCCAUGCCAGAGCCUCCCUUGACAGGCAUCCGCGCUCGACCUACGAAGUCCUGGACGCUCGACUUUGUAGUUCAGAUGUACAUGGCCAACACUGUCUUUCAAAUUUUGCUCUGCUAUUGGAUGUGGCAUUGGAACAGAUUCGACCGGCCCUCGUGGGGAACUGGUGUUUGGAUUACGUUCGGAUGUCUUUCCGGUAUCUUCGCUGGUAUCUGCGUCUUCGUCGAGGGCAACAAAGUGAAGCGCGCUGAAGGAAUUCCCGUGCAAGAGUAUGAUGUCCUAGAAUCGAUGGAAGACUACCAGGAGCGCAAAGCCAAAGAGGACCAGAAGGAGGCUAAGAAAUUGGCACGCCACGAACAUCACCGUCACUUCAGGCAUGGCGAACAUGGCACGCACAAGGUGGUCCGGUCUGAAAAAUUGAAGGGACACCAGUGGUUCACCCGGCAUUGA